Lytechinus variegatus (green sea urchin) is the source of this 1681-nucleotide messenger RNA. It is a transcript of the gene cfap161, whose product is annotated as cilia- and flagella-associated protein 161-like. The coding region runs from base 157 to 1035 and encodes 292 amino acids. Gene Ontology annotation, cellular component: motile cilium. The record is from RefSeq and is a predicted model, not a curated record. Gene Ontology annotation, biological process: cilium assembly. The transcript has 7 exons. Lineage: Eukaryota; Metazoa; Echinodermata; Echinoidea; Temnopleuroida; Toxopneustidae.
UGAGGGGGACGGCCGGCGCCCGCGCGGCACAUGACUUGUUUCGAAAAGCCGCACAUCACACACCAUAACAGUGAACGAACUGUUGCGUUAGGACCCUAGAUCUAGCUCUCAACUAGAAUUUGCUUGAACGUCAGAAAAUUACGAAUUCUCUACAAGAUGAGUGUUCGAUCAUAUAAUCCAUCUGUGCGAGUGGGCAACUGGAAUGAAGACACCUGCUUGGAAGAAGACAUGGUAAAAGAUUUUCUGGAUAAGAAAGACAAAGGAGAACUACUCAUUCAAAAGGCAUCUCAACUAAAGAGCACCAUUUUAAAGCCAUGUGAGUUGUCGGUCAGUGUGGAUGGGUACGCUCAUUAUGGAGACACCGUGGUCAUCAUGAACUUGGCUGAUGCAGACCAAGUAAGAACCCAGCCAGGGGUGGAGCCGCGCCAAGACAAUGUCCUCUCUGUUGCUAUGUCAGAGAGCAAGAUUCACGAGAGCAUGAAGUUUGAAGGGACCUGCAAUGCCUCUGCAAGCAGGUUAACUGACCCUUGUGUUAGGAACACAUUUGUAAUCACACCGGUAAAUAAUUCUACCAAACCUGGUACCACUCUCAAAUACGGCGAACACUUCAGGCUCUGUACUCUUCCUGGUGUAGGAGGCAAUCUUUACAUGCAAAGUGAUAGAGCGUCUUUCCAUACCUCAGCGGAGAAGUCAAGAUUGCAGAAGGUGACGUUUGUUGAGGAAUCCGAGUCGCCUUACCUGACGGAAUGGCGCAUCCUUCAUUUCAAUCCCCAAAUCAGAAUGGAAUCAGAAGGAUAUGAAGUCCCUGUAAAUCAGAAAAUAGUUUUCAACCACUGCAAAACAAAUCAGAGUCUUUGUGUUAUUAGCGGAAUGACUACAAGAACACCCUUUGGCAGGGAUUAUGAGGUUGUUGCGCAUACAGACUUGGACUCUCACAAAGCAGAGAAGGAUGUCAAUCAUUGGAUAAUUAAGACUGGUCACCCAUCACAAUGCACAAAGUUGGCUGCGACGUUGCCUGUAGGUGAACAGCAGUGAGAUUUCAUGAGAUUGGAUCCCACUCUUACUCGUACCUUAAUGGAGGAGGAAAGAUUGAACAGCACCGAUAGUUCAGACACAGCUGUAGUCUUGUGUACUGUCAUCAUAUGAAGCUAUAUCAAAGUUUUCAUAAUGCUAAUUUAAAUAUAUACAUUUUACUUCAAUUGGUUAGACCUGAUAGAUGUAUAGGAUCAGAGAACUUUAGCGCAAAUGUACAUGUAUAUAAAAGAUUAUAUAUCACCUUGAAUUGUAAUAUAUUGUGAUUCCUCUGUUCAAGUUUCAUUGUCACUUCUUCAAAUCCAAUAUAGAAAGGUGAAAUAGAUUAUUAUGAGGUAAAAUGUUAAUGAAUUUGGUAGGAAGAAAUAAACCAUAUCGUUUCAUGCCAUGUUAAUUGAGCAUCUUUUUUUAUUGAAAUUUUAAAGUUUUGUUUUUUUUGUCAUGUGUAGUGUUACCACCGAAACUUAUCAAUGGUAUUUAUUUCCUCUUUCAAUGGUUCAUAAGAUCAGGGGGGUGUUUCAUGAAAGUUUUCAGCACUGAUUAAAUUGUCAGUGCUCACUAUUUCUAUGAAAUCCUUGCUUUUGAUUGGCUGAGAAGCUAUGGCCUCCGACUGUUACUAUGGUAACUGUCAGAGAAAGACAUCUUGUCA